Messenger RNA from Branchiostoma belcheri (Belcher's lancelet), 1019 nucleotides. Its product is annotated as tyrosine-protein kinase SRK3-like. The record is from RefSeq and is a predicted model, not a curated record. Gene Ontology annotation, cellular component: signaling receptor complex. The transcript has 5 exons. Gene Ontology annotation, molecular function: ATP binding; transmembrane receptor protein tyrosine kinase activity. Lineage: Eukaryota; Metazoa; Chordata; Leptocardii; Amphioxiformes; Branchiostomatidae. The coding region runs from base 10 to 819 and encodes 269 amino acids. Gene Ontology annotation, biological process: cell surface receptor protein tyrosine kinase signaling pathway; protein phosphorylation; positive regulation of kinase activity.
ACGGAGUACAUGCCGUAUGGAGACCUUAAGAACUUCCUACUCAAGUGCAGGAAGUUGAAUGAGAGGCUCCAAGACAGCAUGUAUGACUUCGACGACAUGAAGAUCUACCAGGUAGCACGGCAGAUAGCAAACGGAAUGACUUACAUUUCCCAGGCUGGUUACGUGCACGGUGAUCUGGCCGCCCGGAACGUGCUGGUAGGAGAGGACCUGGUGGUGAAGAUCGCAGACUUCGGCCUGACAACAGACAUCUACGAGCGAGGCUACCAGCGGCAGGACGCGGAGCAGAAGAUCCCCCUGAGGUGGAUGGCGCCGGAAAGGCUAAUGCGAGAGGGCCGGUACACAAGCAAGAGUGACGUUUGGUCCUUCGGUGUGGUGCUGUACGAGAUCGCUACGCUCGGGAACGUGCCCUAUCCUGGUCGGGAACGCACGCUCCUGGAGGAACUCCGCACAGGGUACCGCGAACCACGCCCGCCUGGCCUCAAACAAGAGCUGUACGACAUGAUGCUGCGGUGCUGGCAAUGGGAGGAAGAUGAUCGCCCGGAGUUUGAGGAGCUUUACGAUGAGCUGGACGCUGUGGUAGAAUUGAUGGCCGAGGACUACGUCAAACCCGGUUCCAGCUCCCCAGUGGGGGGUAAGAAUGAGGCAGCAGAAGCUCUUGAAACCUCGUACGACGUCCCAAAGUCGGGCCGGAUGGGGAUGCAACUCCGCGUCACUGCAGACGUCUACAACAGCGAAGAUCGUGAUGAAGUCGACUCACUCGCGUCCUCCAAUGCAGAAUCCAGUUCCACGCCAAUAGAGAAGGCAGAAUACAGCAGUUAACAAGUGCAAGGCCACGCAGCAAGACACCCUCUCGGAAAGUGAAGACCACGACCAACUACAAGUGGAAUCCUCCAUCCCACCGGGUGCAGUAAUUAUGAAUACCAACGACAGUUCCACCGACUCCGAGCUGCCAGAGCCAGCGAAUGUGCAGAAAAGUGAAACCCCGGCUACAAUUGAGGACAACACCGAAGAUGCUUAAG